ACAGUAUGCUUGAAUUAUUGAACUAAACAUGUAAAAUGAAAAUUGAGAAGGAAAGAGAAAGAGAGAACUAAUAACAAAAAAUGUGACAUAAAGACUGUUUUGAAGAUUAAUUGGUGACUAUCUUUGUCAAUGAAGAGGAUUACUUAGCCGCAUCAUUUGCUGUGAAGAGCCUUGCUUAGAUGAUUGGAUUUGUAAUCAAUCUCUUCAUUGACUAUGGAUUGAAAUAUUUUUCUGUUUAACAGUGAUGAAGAGUAUCUCUAUGGAUGUACAGAUCCAUUGUCAUUUGUUCAAGAUGAGUACACGUGUCUGCAUUAUUGACUUGGAUAUAUGAUGACGCUAAAUGCCCUUUAAAAGAAACUGAGCUCUUAAUGGAAUAUCUAUAUAUCAUUAUAGAAACAUAUGCACUGGUCACAAACUGUUGUGUGGUUCAAUGUUAUACACAAUAUUUUUAAAAUGUGCAGUACUGAGAUUCACUUCAUUCUUAGAAGUACGUUGCAGUUAGGUAUUAAUUCAUCCAAACUUGGGCGGAGGCCGGUGAAGAGCCAGGUCACGAGUUUGAGUCCCAGCAAGAGUAAGGCUGGCAAUGCUGGGGAUUUUUGGGCGGAGGCCAGUGAAGGGCCAAGUCUAGCUCCAGGUGGCUAGGGGGAUUGUGUGCCUUCGCUAUAAGCUAUAAUUUUGGCGUAGUGGUUAAUACAGUGAAUAACCAUUCAAUGAUUGAUACAAUGAAUUGAAGGAGGUUGGAGUUUCUUUUAGUGACAAAUACAGGGAAAUGAGAGUGGGUCCUGCAUCAUUGACAGCUCAACAUGUAGAAACCUAUGCGCAGAACAUGGGCUUUCUUUCUCUAAAAAUUCUUUUCUCACUGGUUCAGACAAGUAGACAACUAAAUACUAUGAUCUUCAUUCUAUCUCGAAACAAGCUUUCUCUUAGACAGAGGUUUUUGAAGAGAAAAAAUGGCAGAGGCUGCAGUGGAACUCUUGGUAGUGAGCAUCACAUACCUUCUUAAUAGGCCGGGGUUUCUGAUUGGUGGAGUACGGCAAGAAAUCUCCAAGAUCAAACUUGAGCUCGAGAGCAUGAGAUGCUUCAUAAAGGAUGCUGAGAAGUGCAAAAACGAAAUUGAAGGGGUGUCUGUUUGGGCAGUACAAGUGAGGGACAUAGUAUUUGAAGCGGAAGAUGUUAUAGACGAGUUCUUGUAUCAUGUAGACGGUAUGAAGAAAAGUGGUUUUAAAGCUUUCUUACUCAGGAUGUUAAAGCUUCCAGAGGAACUCUGGAUUACACACAAAACUGCCGUUGAGCUGAAAAAGAUCAAAGGUGAGAUCAAAGACAUUGCCAAAAGAAGUAAGAGGUACGAUCUUAGUCACAUUGUGUCAUCCUCAGAACCAUCAAGUCACUCUCGCAGCCAUGCACAAAACAUCAGUGACUCGGCUUUCUUCAUCGGGAGUGAUGAGAUUGUUGGACUCGAUUCAGAAACAGACGAGUUGCUAACCUGGUUGGAGGGAGAAGAGGAACACCGUAUUGUGAUUUCUGUUGUGGGCAUGGGGGGUUCAGGGAAGACAACUUUAGUUUCGAAAACCUACACCAGCCGUACCAUCAAGAGGAAUUUCAACUGCUGUGCAUGGGUGUCUGUCUCGAGGCAUUACACGAUAGAGGACUUGCUCAGAAGGAUGAUAACUGAAUUUUUCAAUGACAAGGAUGAACCAGUCCCCAAAAAGAUGAAUUCCAUGGAUUACAAGCACUUGGUGGAGACGCUUGUCAAAUUCUUGGAGCAAAAGAGGUAUGUUGUAGUUUUGGAUGAUGUAUGGAAUAUCAAUUUUUGGAGACAAGUAUGUGUUGCUCUCCCUGAUAAUAAAAAUCGAAGCAGAGUAAUCAUAACAACACGGAAGGAAGACAUAGCAUCUUAUCCUUAUGGGGCAGGUUGCCGUGUUUUCCAUUCUCAACCUCUCUCAAAGAGCGAUGCUUGGGCUCUCUUUUGUAGAAAGGCUUUUUGCAAUGAGCAUAAUUGCAACUGUCCUGAAGAGCUAGAAGGCAUAGGUCAUACCUUGGUUGAAAAAUGUGAGGGUUUGCCUCUUGCAAUUGUUGCUCUAGGUGGUCUCAUGGGUUCAAAAGAUCCGUCAGAACGAAAAUGGAGGGAAGUUUAUAAUGCCCUCAGCUGGCAUAUCAGCAACAACCCGUUGCUUGAUGAGGUCAAAACCAUUUUUCUAUUGAGCUUCAAUGACUUGCCUUAUUAUCUUAAGAACUGCUUUUUAUACUGUUGCCUUUUCCCGAUGGGAAGAUGGGUCGGAGCUGGCAGACUAAUGAGAAUGUGGAUGGCCGAAGGGUUUCUUGAAGAAAGAAGGGGUCUAAUACCGGAGGAAGUAGGAAAAAUCUAUCUCAAAGAACUCAUUUCUAGAAGCCUCCUUCAAGUUACAAAGCGCCAUAGUUACUUAAGGCCGAAGAUGUGUAAGCUUCAUGAUCUGAUGUGGGAGCUGGCUCAUUCAUUGUCGGAGCAGGAAAAUUUCUUGUCAAUCUGUGAUCCAGAAAACCUGGAAGGAGAAAUAAGAGCACGCCGCUUGUCUGUGCAUGCCAGUGAUGGAACGUUUCGCAUGGGGGGCGAUAUGAAAAACGUUAGAUCUUUUUCUGCCUUUGAUGUUAAAGAGACUUUGGAUGAUCUUUUACCGAGAUUCAGACUAUUAAGGGUCCUGGAGUUGCCGGAUGCACAAAUUCAGCAUUUGCCUGAUGUCAUUGGUAAUUUAUUCAAUCUAAGGUACUUAGGUCUGAGUGGAACUCUUAUCAAGGAACUGCCCAAGUCUGUGGGUAGACUCAGGAACUUGUACACCCUCGACAUUAGGAGAACGAAUGUGAAGGCACUACCACAGGAAAUAGACAAGUUGUUCUAUUUGAGGCAUUUACUUCUCUAUCAAGAGAUAGAAAAGGAAUGUUUCACGUAUACUAAAGGAAUGCGAGUUCCAGCUACCAUAUGCAAGAUAAAGAAUCUACAAGUUGUUAACUGCAUUGAAGCAAAUGCUGAUAUUAUCAAGGGAAUUGGGAAAAUGAGUCAGCUUGUAAGGAUCGGGCUUACAAAUGUGAGAGAAACAGAUAAGAAGGCUCUGUGUGCCUCAAUCGAAAAACUGAAGUUUCUUCGACAGCUUCUACUAAUGGUUGCUGAAGAGAAUGAAAGUCUUCCAAUAGAUCACCUCUCUUCCACACCAACUAAUUUCCGAAAGCUCACUUUGGUUGGGAAACUAAAAGAUGUCCCCCAUUGGUUCCCUUCACUGCGCAAUAUUAUACAUUUGCAUUUGCAUUGGAGCCGAUUGACAGAGGAUCCUGUACCCUACCUUUGCGAGCUUCAGUGUUUGGAGCACCUUACUUUAGUCAAUGCUUAUAGCUCUGGCAAGGAACAACUGUUCUUCAGUUCUGGAUUCCUAAAGCUUGAGGACUUACACCUUGCAGUUUUCCCUGAUUUAGUAGAAAUCGUGUUUUCAAAUGGAGUGAUGCCCAGGCUCGAAUGCCUGAAUAUACAUUCGUGCCCUAAACUGAACAAGGUGCCCCAAGGUAUUGAAUACCUUACCAGACUUGAAGAGCUCGACUUGAAAGGAGUUUCAGGAGAGUUCAUACAACGUAUUGGAGGCGAUGGCAUUGAUCGUCCAAAGAUCAGGCAUAUUCCAUCCAUCAAGUACCGUACUGAGACAGAAUCUUGCCAUUUGUAAUAUCGUGAAUCCUUCUGUUGGAUCAGUGAUUUCAUUCAAGAUCUGCAGACACCAGAAGCUGGUUAUUUGAUCCUAUUUGCUCCAGCAGCUGGAAAAAUGUCAAUUUUGGUGCACAAAAUAAAAGCCUGGUCUGAUUGAGUGCUCUUAUUCCUAUUGCCUUUCUCAUUGUAAUGCCUUAGUUUUGAGACUCAAUUGCAUGUCAUUCGAUGAAGCUAGGAUGUAAUGCAACUUAGGGAGUGAUCGUUCUUGAAUGCCAGCCAGCUAGCUUGCUUGGAGAAUCUCCUGUUAGCGGAACAUCUCAUUUGCAACAUUAGUUUAUGCUUUUUGUUUUAAUGUUACCAAAGUGCAAUACACUUCCAUAUGUAAUUUGUUCCAUUUGCCCAAGAACUGUUUUCAUCAUUUGGUUAAGGUGUUGCCAUAUCAUGGAACUGAUUUUUGUAUUGAUUAGUGGGUGCAAUCUCAUUGAUGUCUAUUGUCUGCCAA
Molecule: messenger RNA, 4166 nt
Organism: Ipomoea triloba (trilobed morning glory)
Lineage: Eukaryota; Viridiplantae; Streptophyta; Magnoliopsida; Solanales; Convolvulaceae
Product: disease resistance protein RPM1-like
Exons: 3
Coding region: 951-3683 (910 amino acids)
Biological process (GO): defense response to other organism
Molecular function (GO): ADP binding
Source: RefSeq, a predicted model, not a curated record